Messenger RNA from Komagataella phaffii GS115, 1410 nucleotides. RefSeq names its product Mitochondrial ribosomal component of the small subunit. The record is from RefSeq and is a predicted model, not a curated record. The transcript has a single exon. Lineage: Eukaryota; Fungi; Ascomycota; Pichiomycetes; Pichiales; Pichiaceae. Bases 1 to 1410 code for a protein of 469 amino acids. Gene Ontology annotation, biological process: positive regulation of translational fidelity. Gene Ontology annotation, cellular component: mitochondrial small ribosomal subunit. Gene Ontology annotation, molecular function: rRNA binding; structural constituent of ribosome.
AUGCCACGCAAAGCAGUGCUGCUCAAGUCUCUUACCAGAGGCCGCCUGCGUGCUUCUAUGAACAAAUACAAUUUGUUCAACCUCUAUAAAAAACAGAGGCCAGGCUUCAAUGGCCAGUCACUGUAUCAACAAAAGUGGAACUCCAAGGCAGAGACUAGAGCCUAUCACGGAGAACAUCUUAGAGAAAGCAAAUGGCAGCAUAUUUUUUCUCCCAAGCUGCAGGGAGUUGCUCAACUGGAUGCCUCGUUGCAAGGGGGGAAUACUGACGAAACACCCAUGAUGUUACAAACUUUUGCAGUUUUGGAGAAGCGUUUAGACGUGGCAUUGUUCCGCGCCAUGUUCGCAAGUAGUGUUCGUCAAGCCCGUCAGUAUAUAAUACACAAGUAUGUGUCUGUUAAUGGGGUAGUGAUGCGUCAUCCAAAUUAUGAACUUAAGCCCGGCGAUGUUUUUUCUGUUCGUCCUGACAAGGUCUUAGAAGCGUUGGGAAAGGCCAAGCCCGAUCUUAAGACAAGUUACAAAGUUGAUCAAAUUCAAAUAUCCCGCUGGAACAAGUUUGUCAAAGAGAGUAAAGCUAGUCCUUUGGAGGUUUGGCAACGACAGCAGGCGAAGAAACAAUCCCGCGGUGAGUCUAAUUUAAUUUCAACAGAUGAUAAGGAACGUGUGAAGAAAAUUCGUGAAUUCAACAACAAACUCCAGGCUAGGAGACAACUAAAACAGCAGUCCACCACACGCCAAAGUAUUCUUGUUGACGUUAUCGACAUUGUGCGAGGAACUAAGAAAGAUAUUACUCCCGAGGUCUUUGAAAGUAAGUUUGGCUCAGGUUUGAAAGAGAAGGUAUUUCAAAUAUAUCAAACCUUAGGUGAAAAGCAUAAUUUGCUGAACCUGCCUGAGGAUGAGAACACCUUAGAGCAUGUUACAAAGUUUAUCACUGAUAAGGAGCCGAUUGACGAAUUCAAACAAAAAAGAACAAAGCAACUACUAUCAGAGAUCAAUACCAAAUACCUGGAACACAUCAGAGAACAAUUUGAGCAGAGUAAAGUUAGUGAAGAUGCAAAGGAGCUCCCAUAUGACCCAUCUUGGGCUGAUUCUUUGAGACGACACAAGAAUCUUAGUUUAUGGGAAGAAGUUAAAGAACAUGGCGAAAAAUGCCUAAAAGUGAAUUUUCCUUGGCAGAAAGGUUUGUUUGGGCGUCAAGAUUCUACCAAAGCAUACUUCACUCCAUGGACGCCCAGGCCAUUCCUUGCACCAUUUGCAGUUUUACCCCAACAUCUUGAAAUCUCUUUCGAGACUUGCCAUGCCGUCUAUUUACGAGACCCAGUUUCCCGUCCUGGCGAGUCGGAGGUAAUCACUCCAUUGCCCGUUGACGUUCAUAAACGUGCAUACAUGUGGUAUCAAAGAAAGGGACAAUAG